AACCUCGGAUAUGUAGUUAGUUGGUUUUCGACAACGGAGGGAGUCAGCUGAACUCGUGGAGAAAGCUUGAGCUAAAAACCGAGGGCGUGAACCAUGGCCAUGCACCACCGUGGACCGAUCUAACGCUGAAGGAACGAGGUUGUAUUUUGGAGUGGGUACCAGCGUUGGCACAGACGCGAACCAGCAUUGAAGGGGACUCUACUCCAAGGGCCUUUCUCUCGGCCUCAGUUUUCACUUCAGCUCCCUCCGAAGCACAUAAGCCCAAGUCAACGGACGCGAAGUGGUCGUCGUCGUCGUCGUCAAAGUCGUGGAAGAAGGAGAAGUAGAGCUCAAUAACAGACGAAGAAAACAAGCCAAGGAAAUGAUUUUAGGUUUCUGGGGGUGGGUGCUUUCAUGUGGGCCGCGCAAAAAUAUCCCUCCCCAAAGGGAUCUGUGAAUUUAUGGAAUGACAACAACUCGUGAUUUCGGCCGGAACAAGUACGACAAAAACAGGACGACAAGUACAUCCCAGAGAGUAAAAGCCCAUCUAUCAUGGAGCGGCGGUGUGGAACAUUGUGCUCCAUUUUUUGGACCGUGUUGAUUCAAAGUGUCAAGUGCCAGUUCCACGAUCCAGCUCAAAUUCAGCCAGGAUGCGAAUUCCCGGACAAGUGGGAGGGCGGAUGGUUCCUAAUCAACGAGAGGGAUCCCCUUAUGGUCUCGAAAGAUGAAUUGGGAAUCCUGGGCAUUUGCUUCCAAGCCGUGGAGAGUGCCAACGAUCAACAGCAAUUCAUCCUCUUCGAAAGGAUUCAGAAAUGCUACCGAUGCAUAACAAUUCAGGAGCGCCACGAGAAUGUGCUCCAAUUCCGAAUGAGCACUUGCGAGCCCCCCAGUCAAGUGCUCUCCGAGCCCGAAGUGGAUCCUCAGAAGUUGUGCCAAAUGAUCCCUCCAGAUGAGCCAUUCAGUACCUUGGUCCGCCUUUCCGGGGAGGACUCACCUUGUCCAUUUGACGGGGAAUACUCCUUCACCUAUUCCAUGGGUCAACAACAAUGCCAACAGAAAUCUCGCUCUCAACUGACGUCUUGUAUGACUUCAGACCAAGUUGCUUUCAAAUUCCUUCCAUGCCACGGGGGACCCGGAAUGGGUCAAGACCCAUCUGCUGCGUGGAACCAAAUGGAAAGCAACGUGUCAAUUUCGAAGGUGGAAACGCUGACUUGCAAAGGCCAUUGGAGUGAGGACGAGCGGACCUUCUUUCUCAUUGGGAUCUUGGAUAUUCCGUAUGUUACCAAACUGAGCGAACGGAUUCGCUGCUUUAUCUACCGCCAAUCUCCCAACGGAGCCAUCCAAAUGGGCCAAAGUGGAGACGCCUCAUGUCAAGGCCUCCAUAGGGUGCGAGAUGGAGUCAGAACCAUGGCCAUGAAGCGAGUGAUUCCACCCACCGACCGAUCCGAGUGCCAAUUCCCAGAUUGGGCCAGCACCGUGGGAUCCUUUCACAGCUUUUCGUUCAGCUCACAAUAUGAGUUCACGGAAGACCGCACCACGAUGAUUAUGUCCAACUACUCGUACAUCUUACAAGAGGCUCAUCAGAUCUCUAAAACGGCAUGUGUCGAGAUCGUGGAGACACCCACCAGCAUUGAUGAGCUCAAUGGUGGUGUUGGUAAUAAUCAUAAUAAUCGGAAUGCCUUUCGCCAGUCCCAAGUCUCGGAUGGUCAAACCGAGACGGAAAAGUUCCUCGACGAGCCCGAAGCCCACUCCGACUACGUGAAAAUGGUCACCAAGGUCACUGCGGGAUGUGAAACCAUGUUCAAAUGCAUGAGCUUGUACAAGCGCUCGGAAAACAUCCUGGAGAUCCAAGAGGGCCGAUUGACUCGAACCCUGCCCGAAGCUUGCACUUACCACAACAUGAACGAAGAGAUGCUCUCAUUCACCAUGCUCAUCCGAACCGAGGCUGAGAACGUGCCUUGCACAGCCGACGGCUAUCACAACGUGACCAGUCUGGACUUGAAAGGUCAAACGGAUCCCUGUGGAAGUCGGGCGGGUUUCCGAGAAGUGCUGAUCCAGUGUGGCGAGAGCAACGAAGAGAUCGAGUUCAUCAGAGAUUGCGAUGGUCAGGAGAAGAACUCGGUGUUCCAUUGCUUGGGUGGAUGGGAAGAGGAGAUCCCCUAUGAAAGCCUACCUAACUCGAACCCAACCGCGGGUUCCAAUGUGUUCAAUCCAUUUCCUCGGUCCUCAGAAUUCAAGCCGUAUGGAGGUUUCAAGUCCAUGAUUUCCGACUACGAGUUUGACGAGGAAUUACCUGAUAAUGUCACGUUGGGUUAUAUGGUGGCUCGACCACAAAUCGAGGACUCGAAUUCGCCCAAACGAGUGUGCUUCAUCUACACGUAUUACAACGACACCUACUUUUGGACGGUCGAUACAACCACGUGCCUCCGGAAUAUUCGCCCGGGAGAAGUGGGCAAGUUCCGCUUCAACACGACCAAAAUUGAAUCAUGCAAUGCUCUCUCCGUCUUAUUUGAGAAUUCCCCUCUGAUUUUGGCCGCUCUGGUGAUGGUCGUGCUUCAAGUAAACCAACCUUGGGAUUGACGAGGUUGUGCCAACCCCAAAGAGAAGGUUCCGAACUUCCCCACUGGUAAAAAGACGGGAAUGCAGAGAACAACAGAAAUCGAGGUUUUCAAUUCCAAGGUCUCUUUCUAUUUUGAAUGUUGUAGUUUUAAAUUGUUCAGACAUUUCUGCUCAUGUGAUAUGUAAGAUACCAAUCUGCUUGCACAUAACUUGUGAUACUCAUCAUUACGUUUGAAAAAAGAAGAAGUUGAGAACCUGUUCCGUAUUAUUCCACGCCAAAGCUGAUGACGUGGGCGGUUGUUGUUACAGCGAAAACAUGAGCCGGUCCAUUAUUAUAUCUUAGAUGAUUUAUCUGCGAUUGAGAAUUCUUUGAACAUGUAACAUUAGCCUCUUGAAAUAAAACAGAUAAACAAA
Molecule: messenger RNA, 2952 nt
Organism: Tigriopus californicus
Lineage: Eukaryota; Metazoa; Arthropoda; Copepoda; Harpacticoida; Harpacticidae
Exons: 12
Coding region: 532-2559 (675 amino acids)
Source: RefSeq, a predicted model, not a curated record